Molecule: messenger RNA, 1663 nt
Organism: Oreochromis niloticus (Nile tilapia)
Lineage: Eukaryota; Metazoa; Chordata; Actinopteri; Cichliformes; Cichlidae
Product: macrophage mannose receptor 1-like
Exons: 5
Coding region: 401-1366 (321 amino acids)
Source: RefSeq, a predicted model, not a curated record
CCAAGUCUGAGGCCAUGGUCUUCAACUGGAAAAGGGUGGCGUGCCCACUCUGGGUCAGGGAUGAGUUGCUUCUCCAAGUGAAGGAGUUUAAGUAUCUCUGGGUCUUGUUCACGUGUCGGGCGAGAGGGUAGUCAGAAAAUUAUAGAUGGAUUUGGGAGGAAUCUGCAGUGAUGCAGACACUAUACUGGUCUAUUGAAAAGACAGAUCUGAGCAUAAAAGGCUGUUGUUUUACUCGUCAAUCUCCUUCUUCUACUUUGAAUUGAAUUUUCCUACAUUUGCCUGAGCAACAGGCAAUCUCCGUCAAUCUCCUUCUUCUACUUUGAAUUGAAUUUUCCUACAUUUGCCUGAGCAACAGCGAUAUCAACAGCAUCCUGACUCAAACAGCCCAUACAGUAAUAUCAUGCAGAAGAGGAUCUUAUUGGUUGUUUUACAUCUUACAGGGUGGCACAUCUCCACCUGCCUGUAUCGUCAGUACCACUAUGUUACUGAUGCAAAGAACUGGACCAUGGCUCAGACCUAUUGCAGACAGAGAUAUAAAGACCUGGCAACUAUUGACAACAUGGUCCAAAUGAACCAGUUGAUGAACAUAGUUUCUUCAACUGGUAACGAUGCUGAGAUCUGGAUCGGUCUGUACGCUAAAAUUGCUUGGAUGUGGUCAGAUAGGACCACAGGACUUGGGGCUGAAUAUAGGAAGUGGGAAAAUAAUACUAAUGAACCAGAUUUUUACGGAGCCAGAGAAACAUGUGUCUCCAUUGGAGAAGAUGGAGGAUGGCAGGAUGAGAUAUGGAUACAAGAAUAUCCAUUUAUCUGUAAUAAUGGAACACAGCUAGAGCCUGAAUUUGUUCUUGUUGAUGAAGCAAUGGAUUGGGGGAGUGCUCAGGCUUGCUGCAGCCAGAACUUCACAAGCCUGGUCACUGUGAAGAACGACAUAGAGAACCAGGUGGUCCAGAGCUUGGUGCCAAGUGGCGAUCGGGCAUGGAUUGGUUUAAGCAGGCCUAAUUGGGUUUUUUGGUCCGAUCAGAGCAGAUUCAAUUUUGGCUACUUUGACAACGUUGCAAACCCGAUUGACUCGAUGACAGUCAUGUGUGGUGUUUUGGCUUUGAAAAGUUCAGGAAAAUUUAGGUUUUUGUCCUGUGAAACAAGCUUACCCUUUGUCUGCUACAGCUUCCCUCCACCCGUAAAACAGCAUGUAGUUAAGCUGAGACUGAAUCCUGGGUCCUCCGGUCUGGAUUUGGAUGAUCCUAUUGUGAAAUCAGAAGUCCUGAAAAAGUUCAAGGUAAGGUUGAACCAGCAAGGAAUGAGUUUUGUCACCCUGACGUGGAGAGAGCAGCCUCAUAAAUUAGUAUUUCAGAAAGAGGAAACAUGAAAGAAGACUGAGCUUUGAAAUUUGUGCGUCCUUGCUUCAUUAAUAUCCACAAUGCAUUCCUGAAUUUUUCAUUGUAACCCUUUUAAAUAAAAUGUUAAAAUAGAUCUUUCUUCUUUAAUAAUAUUGUUUGUGUAAUGUAGACAAUACCUGUGUGAACAGGCGUUUUAGAAGCUGUUUAUGAAUGCUUAGAGGACAAAUCAGUGUUCUGUUGCAUGAAAGACUUAUUUUGUAAUGUUAUGCAGGCUGACAUCAGCUUUCAUUAUUAGCCUUCAUUACGACUUUAUUUCAAAUGAAAUU